This is a messenger RNA of Daktulosphaira vitifoliae (grape phylloxera), 847 nucleotides long. RefSeq lists its product as uncharacterized. Lineage: Eukaryota; Metazoa; Arthropoda; Insecta; Hemiptera; Phylloxeridae. The transcript is spliced from 3 exons. Bases 58 to 648 code for a protein of 196 amino acids. The record is from RefSeq and is a predicted model, not a curated record.
GACUAUUACGUUAAAUAUAAUUUUCUAAUAUAAUUUUAAGUUAAGAUCGACAAAAAAAUGAUGUUAAUGAAAAUUUUUACUCUCUUUUUCUUUUUAAUUCUUGUAAAAUCCUUAGACCUAAUGCUACCGAUAAAGCAAGACUUAUUAAAUUGUUUCGAUAAAUAUGGUUUAGGAAAUGAUCAAAUCAUAGAUAUGAAUAUUAAAAAUAAAUUUACUCCUAAUUUUGAAAAUUUAUUAUUAGAAUGGAAUACAGAAAUUAUAUACAGUGAGGAUGAAAACAAUAGAUCAAACAUUGGGUUUGCUAUGGCCAAUGAUGUUUGUUUAACAUUAUUAGACAAGGGAAUUGAUAGUGAUAUACAUUAUAAAAGAUGCUUGGAAUUAGCAAAAGAGUGUUGUAAAAUAUACGUAGAAAAAGUUGAUACUUUAAACAUGACUGUGGAUUCGGGAGAAAUGGUUAUAAUACCAGACAAUCCUUAUGAACAUUUAGUUAAAGAUAGGAGUGAAGAAAAAAAGGUUUUAUCCACGUUACUUGAAGAAGAUGGCAUGAUUGUUGAAAACGAUUGCAAACCUGUGGAAGGUGCUCAAAUAGUUGUAUUGUCCGAAGAUACCAAAGAUGUAGAUUUCAUUAAGAUGAAAUUAUAUAUUUAAGGUUUAAAAAUCAUAAUGGAAAACUGUAGAUUUGUUUUUAUUGUAAUUUAAUUAAUUAAAAAUAUUUAACUUGUAAAAAAUUACAUAGAUCUAUAAAUAAUAAUAAUUUUCUGUUGUCUAUAAUAUUUAGGUAACAUCUUUAUAGAAUUUCAACGCUGAUUCCAAAUUUGUCUUCAAUUUUUUCGAUCACAACUAGUUU